Molecule: messenger RNA, 2077 nt
Organism: Lentinula edodes (shiitake mushroom)
Lineage: Eukaryota; Fungi; Basidiomycota; Agaricomycetes; Agaricales; Omphalotaceae
Product: ammonium transporter
Exons: 13
Coding region: 251-1909 (552 amino acids)
Biological process (GO): ammonium transmembrane transport
Cellular component (GO): plasma membrane
Molecular function (GO): ammonium channel activity
Source: RefSeq, a predicted model, not a curated record
GUUUCACCUUAUUUUUCGAUGUUCAAUCCUAAAAACGUUGAACGGCGAUAAAUAAUGAGCGCUUGAGCGCCUAUCAUGACAUCUCCUGAAUCCUGAUCGUCUACGACAUUGGAUAACUACUUUGUCAUAGGGGACUAUAUUUCUUGGUUCGGAAACAUGUGCUUCUGCCGCACCAAUUCCGCCAAUUGAUUCCCCAAGUUCAAGAGUCAAACCGCGACUUUUCAUCACACGACUUUCACGAACAGCUGCUAUGGAACUCGUUGAGCGCGCCGUCCCUAAGAACUAUAGCUCAUUGUCGCUUCGUGCCGACUCCACUUCUUUCAAUGGCGGCGAUGUAUCGUUCAUUAUCGUUGCCGGCGCAAUGGUGUUGCUCAUGGUUCCCGGUCUAGCAUUCCUCUACUCCGGCCUCGCUCGUCGAAAAAGCGCUUUGUCGUUGAUAUGGGCCGUCGCAGCGAGUAACGCUGUUGGUAUCUUCCAGUGGUGGUUUUGGGGCUACUCUUUGGCCUUUUCGUCUUCCGCUACGAAUGGCUACAUCGGCAAUCUUCGCAACUUUGGGCUCAUGAAAGUGCUCGGAGACCCUUCCCCCGGAUCACCUCUUAUUCCAGAAAUUUUAUACAGCUUCUUUCAGAUGGAAUUUGCAUGCGUGACUAUUGGUAUCCUGAUGGGCGGUAUCGCUGAACGUGGCCGAGUUCUGCCCGCAAUGGUCCUUACAUUUACAUGGAUGACUUUGGUAUAUUGUCCUCUGGCUUGCUGGGUAUGGGGGGUGAACGGUUGGGCGUUUUCGUGGGGAGUACUUGAUUUCGCAGGUGGGGGUCCCGUCGAAAUAGGUAGCGGCGUCAGUGGCUUGGCGUUAGCUUGGGUAAUAGGCCGCAGACAGGAGAAGGAACUGCUCAACUUUCGCCCCCAUAACGUCUCACUCGUUUGUCUGGGGACAUUUCUGCUCUGGUUUGGCUGGUUAGGCUUCAAUGGUGGUUCCGCCUUUGGCGCAAACCUUCGAGCAAUCGUGGCUAUAUGGAAUUCCAUGCUCGCGGCUGCGUUUGGUGGUAUGGUUUGGUGUAUAAUGGAUUUUCGAUACGAGAAACAUUGGAGUAUGGUUGGCUUCUGCUCUGGAACUAUCGCUGGUCUCGUUGCAGCCACACCAUCGUCCGGAUUCGUACACCCCUGGGCUUCAGUAAUCAUAGGGAUUGUUUCGGGUGCUUCGUGCAAUCUGGCGACCAAAUUAAAAUUUCAUUUCCAAAUCGAUGAUGCUUUGGAUCUGUUCGCAGAACACGCUGUUGGUGGCAUCGUCGGUCUCUUUUUAAAUGGAUUCUUUGGGACGAAUGAAGUUAUCCGGCUUGAUGGUGUCAACACGUCUAUUCCUGGUGGCUUUAUGGAUCACAAUUGGAAACAACUUUACAUCCAGUUUGCGUACAUUUGUGCUACGUGCUCGUAUAGCUUUUUCGUCACCGCCGCACUGGCUAAAAUUAUUGACAUGAUACCUGGGUUGAAGCUUCGAAGUACUCCCGAGGAUGAGUGCCUUGGAAUGGACGAAGUUGAGAUUGGUGAAUUCGCCACCGACUACAUUGAAAUUCGACGGGACGUCACGGACGGGUUGUUCAUGAACAGCGAUAGUUUAUCAGAGCAUCCAGUUGCUGCUGGAGAUCGACAUGGUCGACCGGACAAUCAACAGUCUACCAUGUCAAACGGGAAUGGGCACGUACACCAGGGUUCAAUUGAGAUGAAACACGACAGCAAUGACAUCGCAGAUAUAAAGGAAAAGAGUUUUUUCCAGCAUACUUGCCCAUCAAUAUCUGCGCUUGAAAGGAAAGGAAGAUAUACCUAUCGCAGUGCGACUGUGCGUAAAAUGGCGAUAUUAUCGCAUCAACCCUCAAUGAAACAACCUCAUUUCACCUUGCUUGAUAUCUUAUGAGCGAAAAAAAAUCUGUACAGUGUGAUCGAUCUAUCAUCAAUUCAAGAUUGGCAACAACUGAGCAAGUCGAGCGCUUACAAUGUGCUCAUAAAUACUGAACGCAUUCGUAAGACUUAUCCCAACUCUCGAUUGAAAAUUUCUUGCUGGUCAAGGAAUCCCAGUUGCUUU